AUGUCCUCCUCUCUCCCCGGCAAUCGGGAACUCCCCCGAUCUCAAUAUGACCUGAACACAUAUUGGGGUCGUGUGCGUGAGUCUGCUGGCAUUUCUGAUCCUCGAAUGCUCUUCAUCUCAUCCGCCUGCCUAGAAAAUUCAAAGAAAUUAAUCAUCUCGUACAAAAAUGGCCAUACGAAGGAAAUGUCUCCUGAGCUAUGGCGCGCAAAGCAGAUUGUCGAUUCGACGCUGCAUCCUGACACCGGCAAACCGGUCUUUCUUCCCUUCCGAAUGUCUUCAUUCGUCCUUUCGAAUCUCGUCGUUACAGCCGGCAUGCUCACGCCCGGCCUUCAGACAACAGGCACUCUCCUCUGGCAAAUAGCCAACCAAUCGCUCAACGUAGCCAUCAACUCUUCUAACGCCAACAAAUCCACGCCCCUCACAACCUCCAUGCUCGUAAAAUCCUACCUCCUCGCCGUCUCCGCCUCCUGCUCUGUCGCCCUGGGUCUAAACGCCGUUGUGCCCAGGCUAAAAAACAUCUCACCAAACACAAAACUCAUCCUCAGCCGUUUGGUCCCCUUUGCAGCCGUCUCAAGCGCUACGGCGCUUAACGUGCUGCUCAUGCGCAGCGAGGAGAUUCGUCGCGGUAUAGACGUCUACCCAGUCCUGAGCGAGGAAGAGAAACUCGCCGGCGCACCCGUCGAGAGUCUUGGAAAGAGCAAAAUCGCCGCUAAAAUCGCCGUCGGCGAAACGGCCAUCAGCCGCGUUCUCAACGCAACACCCAUCAUGGUCCUGCCCCCUCUGAUCUUGGUACGCCUCGAGAAAAUGGAUUGGCUAAAACAGCGCCCUCGGUUGGUGCUCCCCAUUAACUUGGGGCUGAUUUUGACAACAUCCAUAUUUGCGUUGCCGUUGGCGCUGGGCGCGUUUCCGUCUAGACAGGCUAUUAGUGUGAAGAGUUUGGAAGAAGAGUUUUGGGAUAAGGGGGGCCGGGAAGGUAAGGUUGAGUUUAAUCGGGGGAUGUAA
This is a messenger RNA of Talaromyces marneffei, 1002 nucleotides long. RefSeq lists its product as uncharacterized. Gene Ontology annotation, biological process: mitochondrial transmembrane transport; monoatomic ion transport. Gene Ontology annotation, molecular function: monoatomic ion transmembrane transporter activity. NCBI's taxonomy places the organism in Eukaryota, Fungi, Ascomycota, Eurotiomycetes, Eurotiales, Trichocomaceae. Gene Ontology annotation, cellular component: mitochondrial inner membrane. The record is from RefSeq and is a predicted model, not a curated record. Bases 1 to 1002 code for a protein of 333 amino acids. The transcript has 4 exons.